Molecule: messenger RNA, 1263 nt
Organism: Plasmodium falciparum 3D7
Lineage: Eukaryota; Apicomplexa; Aconoidasida; Haemosporida; Plasmodiidae
Source: RefSeq, a predicted model, not a curated record
AUGAAAUGUCCCUCCUUUUCUUGUAAAAGCAAAUAUUACCAUCAUACAUCAAAGUAUAAUUAUUUAUCGGAUGAUGAUGACUUAAACCUAUUUUUAAAAGACACACAAAAAAAAAAAAAUUUCAAUUAUCUUCUAGAAAAAGCUGUAAACAAUAUAAUUUAUGAAACAAAAAAAAAUUGUGACAUUAGUUCAGAUGUAGAACAAAUAGAAAAAUUGAAUUACGAAAACGUAGAAGAAUCAGAAAAUGAAUCAUUAGAUGAUAUUGAUAUUAUAUUAAAAAAAAGUAAAUCAGAAAAUAUGUUUUUAAAAAACAAGAAUAACCAAAAUAUUUACUUACCUCCUAAAAAUAUUAAACACAGAAUAUAUUCUACAAACCAAGAAGAGAAUCAAAAUGUUGAAAAAAAAAAAAUAAAAAAUAAAAUUAUAGCAUCUCAGAAUGAUAAAAUUAUAGAAUCGCAGAAUGAUAAAAUUAUAGAAAAUUUUAAAAAUGUCUUAUGUAAUGACAUUAAUCAAUAUUUUAAAGAUAUAUUCAAAAAUUUAAGAAAUAAUAACCUAUCCACAAAUACACCAUUGAAUGAAAAUAUAGAAAUACAAAAUAAAAUAAUACAACAGAACAAAAAUUUUAAUAUAUCAAAUGAAACCUCUGAAGAAAUAAUAUCUAAUACAUUCAAAAAUAAUUCAAAUAAUUACUCUUCUAUUAUGCAUAAUAAUGUUAAUUCCUAUAAUAAUUCAGAAUAUAACAUAAGUAUAAAAGAUACAUAUGUUCCGAAAAACUUACAACCAUCUAAUGAUAAUAAAGCAAAGAGUAAUACAUAUAGAAAGAACAAAUAUACUAAAAAAAAUAAUAAAUUUACUUCUAUCCAUCUUAAUAACAACAAUAAUAGUAAUAAUAAACUGUAUACACAUCAUAUGAAUCAUAAGAAAAAAAAAAAAAAAAAAAAAAAAAAUUCACAAGAAAAAAUCUCAAAUCAUCAACAUGACAAUAUCAUGGACCAAAAAAAAAAUUUUUUUGAAAAUAAAAAAAAUAUUCAUAAUAAGUAUUUUGCAAAUAGUUAUAUAGAUAAUAAUACUGUAAAAUCGUUUCAACUAAUUUCAAAUGUGCAAAUUGAUGGUAUAUCUAAAGAUCUAAUAAAUUCUAUGGAUAACCUAAAUAACUGGGAAUCCUCAAAAGAUAAUUGCAAUGAAACACCACGUGACGAUUUUACUUUUAAUCAUUUUCAGAAAAAUAAGAAUAACAACAUCUUAAACAAAUUAAGAUUUUAA